CGUCCUCCCUCUCUCUGCUCAGAGUGAGCUGUGCUCCUCUGGUUUAUUUUGAGGUGGUCUUAUCACAGCUGUUGUAUCUGUGGUGGCAGCCUGUCCAAGCCCCUCGACACUCUUCCCUUUCCCACUCUGGCCCUUGGUCCUGAAAACCAGCUGUUUCCCUCUCAGUACCAGCUCAGAAUAAUGGAGGCCUGUCAGAUGAGCAGCCCUGCACCCGUGGGUCCGGAGGCGCCGCCAGCCGAGGGUCAGCACAUCGACCUGACAGAGGACCUGGCCCAGCAGCUGGAGGACAUCAUUAGCACCUACCAGGCCGAGAUUCCCGCUGAGCCAGAGGACGCCGAGGAGGUCACAGCCGUCAAGGAGGCAGACACCCGCAAGGACCAGAAACUGGAGAAGAAGAUGCUCAAAAAUCUAGGGAAGGAGGCCAUGCUGCUGAUGCAGAGUCUGAACAAACUCAACACUCCAGAGCAGAAACUGGAAGCAAUCAUCAAGAAGCACGCUGAGCUGCUGGAGGAGCAUCGCAGUGAUCAGAAGCAGCUGAAGGUCCUGCAGAAGAAGCUGCUGCAGGUGAUGAAGGAGAAGGACCAGCUGCAGAGCGAGCACAGCCGGGCCGUGCUGGCUCGCAGUAAACUGGAGGGACUCUGCCGAGAGCUGCAGCGGCACAACAAGACCUUAAAGGAAGAGACCCUGCAGAGGUGCAGAGAGGACGACCUGAAGAGGAAAGAGAUCACCACCCACUUCCAGGGGACGCUGAGCGACAUCCAGGCCCAAAUCGAGGAGCACAGCACCCGCAACACCAAGCUGUGCCAGGAGAACAGCGCCCUGGCAGAGAAACUGAAGGGGCUCAUAUCGCAGUACGACCAGCGAGAGAAGAACCUGGAGAAGGUCUUCAAACACAGAGACCUGAAAGAAAAGCUGCUGGAGACCAAACUCACGCAGGCCAACGUGCUGCUGAAGGAGGCCGAGGAGAAGCACAAGCUGGAGAGAGAGCUUAUGCUAAAACAGGCGACGGAGUAUAAACUGAAAGUGAAGGUCAUGAAGGAGCAGGAAAUCGAUAUGAGGACCCAGCUCGAUAUGUACUCCAAGAAGUUUGAUGAAUUCCAGGGCACGGUAUCAAAGAGUAACAGCGUCUACAGCGGCUUCAAACAGGACAUGGACAAAAUGACCAAGAAAAUGAGAAAGCUGGAGAAAGAGUGCCAGUCGUGGAAGUCUCGCUUCGACGGCUGCAACAAGAGCCUCCUCGACAUGGUGUCGGAUAAAGCCAUCAAGGAGAAGGAGUUUGAGCUCGUCACCAUCAAGAACCAGAAGCUUGAGAAUCUGUGCAGGGCUUUGCAAGAGGAGAGGAAGAGCCUUUACGACAAGGUGCAGGGAGCCGGAGACAAACCAGACGGUAAGACCAGCGAACCAACGGAGAAGGAGGAGCCUGAGGUGCUGCCGACCCCUGAAGUGCCCAAAGACGACCGACCCGUCCAGAGCACCGCGGCCUCCGCUGCCACACCAACGAUCGAAACUCCACUGGCCAAGGAACUGGCCAAACUGAAGUCUGAGCAGGCCCGUCUGCAGGAGAUCGCCGGCUCUUUCACAAUCUCCCACAUUAUACCCACGGAAACAGACGUUAGCCAAUCACAAGGACUCUCUGAGGGCGUCCAGGAGCCAGAGGAGAACCACAUACAGGAGAGCAACGGGGAACACCCCCAGGAAGCCCAGGAGGACGGAGAACAAGAACAGAGAGAUCUGGAAAUGCAGUCUGUUGAUUAACGCAGAAACUACCGUGGAGAAUUGUACCUGGUUCAUGUGAGAUUCAUAGCAAUAAAAAGAAAAAUGCUGGCUUUA
Acanthopagrus latus (yellowfin seabream) is the source of this 1830-nucleotide messenger RNA. RefSeq names its product taxilin beta b (gene txlnbb). The transcript has 10 exons. Gene Ontology annotation, molecular function: syntaxin binding. The record is from RefSeq and is a predicted model, not a curated record. NCBI's taxonomy places the organism in Eukaryota, Metazoa, Chordata, Actinopteri, Spariformes, Sparidae. Bases 181 to 1755 code for a protein of 524 amino acids.